GGCGUCACCGUCUCCAAGGAGUGGUCCGGGGCACCGGUUUCAAAGUCGCAGGGCGGGCCGAGUGGACUUCCGCUGCUGGCCUGGGGCUUCCCAGCCGUCUUGGCGUCGUCCCCUCCAACCCCCUCCGCUCCGCGUAGAACGCCGCUCGCAGGCUGCCCUCCAGCUCCCUCGGCCCUCUCCUAGGUGGCGCGACAGGACCCCGAGUGACCUGCGGGACGCCUGUAUCGACCGCUUCCUCCUCCCACCAGGGUGGGAUUCGGUUGAAUGUGGAACAGAAUUCACUGGCGCGUCCCUAGCAGUCUUCUGUCUCUCGCGCCCGGGCCAGGGACUCUUCGGGUACGCGGGGGAAGGAAGCGUGGCGGGGCUGUAGAUGCCGCGUGAGUAGGAUGCAGAUUGCACCGCUGGAGCGCUUGACAACCAACCGAGCGUUGGCUUAGUUUUGUUUUCCCGCACUGCGAGCUCUCUGCCUUUCAGAGGAACGUAGAGAUGGUGAAAGCUCCAAACUAAAAUUGUAUCGAAAUGGCCACAGAAAUCGACUCUCUGAAAGAGCAAAAUCAAAGACUAGAUGAAGAUUUUAGGUGGUAUCAAAUGGGAAAUUUUUCCAAAUAUUCAUCUGUACAGAAAGCUGUCUGCAAAGGAGAAGGAGGCGACAGAUUUGAAAACCUAGCAUUUGACCAAAGGUUUUUAGCUCCUCUUAUUACUGAGUAUGAUAAGCAUCUAGAAGAACUAAAUGGGCAGCUGAAAUAUUAUCAGAAACAGGUGGGUGAGAUGAAACUACAACUUGAAAAUGUCAUCAAGGAAAAUGAAAGGUUGCACAGUGAAUUAAAAGAUGCUGUUAAAAAACAAUUGGAGGCCUUUCCUCCAGGCACAGUGAUAGGAACUGAUAUAUAUGCAGAUGAUGAAACAGUCAGAAACCUUCAAGAACAAUUGCAACUAGCCAAUGAAGAAAAAACUCAGGCUGUGGAACUCUGGCAAACUGUUUCUCAGGAGAUGGACAGACUACACAAGCUUUACCAGGAACAUAUGACUGAGGCCCAAAUACAUGUAUUUGAAAGUCAAAAACAAAAGCAUCAGCUAUUCGAUUUUCAACAACUGACCAAGCGACUUCAUGUUACUAAUGAGAACAUGGAAGUGACUAACCAACAGUUUCUGAAGACAGUAUCUGAACAAAGUGUGAUAAUCGAACAACUCCGAAAAAAACUUAGACAAGCCAAAUUAGAUCUAAGAGUUGCUGUAGCAAAAGUUGAAGAGUUAACUAAUGUGACUGAAGAUCUGCAGGGACAGAUGAAAAAGAAGGAGGAGGAUGUGAUGUCUGCCAGAGGAAGAGAGGAAGCAUCAGAUAGGCGCUUACAGCAGUUACAGUCUAGUAUAAAACAAUUAGAAAUAAGAUUAUGUGUGACAAUCCAAGAAGCCAACCAGUUAAGAACAGAAAAAACACGUCUGGAAAAACAGACCAGAGAGCUACAAGCAAAGUGCAAUGAAUUAGAAAAUGAGAAAUAUGAGGCAAUUAUAAGAGCCAGAAAUAGCAUGCAACUCUUAGAAGAAGCUAACCUUCAAAAAAGUCAGGCUCUACUUGAGGAGAAGCAAAAAGAAGAAAACAUAGAGAAAAUGAAAGAGACAGUUUCUCGGUUUGUACAAGAUGCUACCAUAAGAACCAAGAAAGAAGUUGCAAACAGAAAAAAACAAUAUAAUAUACAAAUUUCUCGAUUAACAGAAGAACUUACAGCCCUUCAAAUGGAGUGUACUGAAAAACAAGGCCAAAUCGAACGAGUCAUUAAGGAAAAAAAAGCAGUGGAAGAAGAACUAGAAAAGAUUUACCGUGAAGGCAGAGGAAACGAAAGUGAUUACAGAAAACUAGAAGAAAUGCACCAAAGAUUCCUGGUUGCAGAGCGUUCAAAAGAUGAUCUUCAGCUAAGACUUACGAGAGCAGAAAAUAGAAUAAAACAACUUGAAAUUGACUCCUCAGAAGAAAUAUCACGUUACCAAGAAAUGAUUCAGAAACUGCAAAAUGUAUUGGAGUCUGAGAGAGAGAACUGUGGACUUGUCAGUGAACAAAGGCUAAAACUUCAGGAAGAAAAUAAACAGUUACGGAAAGAGACUGAGAGUUUAAGGAAGAUUGCCCGGGAGGCUCAAAGAAAAGCCAAAUUAAAGAUCAGUACAAUGGAACAUGAAUUUUCAAUUAAGGAACGUGGGUUUGAAGUUCAAUUAAGAGAAAUGGAAGACAGCAAUAGAAAUUCUGUUGUUGAACUGAGGCAUCUCCUAGCGACUCAACAGAAGGCGGCCAAUAGAUGGAAAGAAGAAACGAAGAAACUUACUGAAAGUGCAGAAAUUAGAAUCAAUAAUCUGAAGAGUGAGCUGAGUCGACAGAAACUUCAUACCCAAGAGCUGCUUUCUCAGCUGGAAAUAGCAAAUGAAAAGGUAGUUGAGAAUGAAAAGCUAAUUCUAGAGCAUCAAGAAAAAGCCAACAGACUUCAAAGGCGUCUAACUCAGGCAGAAGAGAGAGCUGCUUCAGCUUCCCAGCAGCUCAGUGUGAUUACAGUGCAGAGAAGAAAAGCAGCCUCCCUGAUGAAUCUGGAAAAUAUUUAAAAAUAUUCAUAGUUAACUCACAGAACUCUAGAGUUGGGAAAGCACUUGGACUAGAAGUGUAUUGAAAUGGUAAAGCCUGCAGAGUAUAGUGAAGGCUUGUGUUGUUUUGCAUAAGCAUUGUUGUUCUGUUUUGAGGGUUAUGGGAAAACAGAGCAGUGACCACUUCCUGUAAGUAAAGAAAAUAUAAUCCUAUAUUGAUCUUCAGUGGAGAAUAAACCAGCUGAGAAGAACUCAUUGCCUUCAUCAACGUGUCUGUUUUUUAAUUCCUCCUUUUUCCCCUGAAAGGACAUAAUAAUUUUCAAACUAUGCAAAUUUCUCUUUCAUAAGAAAGAGUUUUUAAGAAAAUUCUAGAACUUAAUAUUUUAGUUUUCAAGAUUUGAAAAUUUUACAUCUAAUUGUAACUCCUAACUCAUUUUUAAAGUCCCUAAGUAUCCACUUUAUUAUAAACUCAUAAACAUAAAUAAAUUGUGCACUUUCUAAAA
Messenger RNA from Cebus imitator (Panamanian white-faced capuchin), 3068 nucleotides. It is a transcript of the gene SCLT1, whose product is annotated as sodium channel and clathrin linker 1. Gene Ontology annotation, biological process: clustering of voltage-gated sodium channels; cilium assembly. The record is from RefSeq and is a predicted model, not a curated record. NCBI's taxonomy places the organism in Eukaryota, Metazoa, Chordata, Mammalia, Primates, Cebidae. Gene Ontology annotation, cellular component: centriole. Bases 520 to 2586 code for a protein of 688 amino acids. The transcript is spliced from 21 exons.